UGAACACAGCCGCUUUGAUGAAGAACUUUAACCUGGCAGGUAAAACCACGCUAACCCACCAAGGCUGGAGACUGAACAAUACUGAAAACAUGUGGGAGAAGGAGGCAUCACAUGACAGAGAAGCACAGUGAUUAAAAGAACUAAGAGUGGACCACAGCUCCCUCCCUGGACAAGGUCCAGUAACCAUCAGGCUGACAGAUGUCCAGCAAAGAUUCUCAGGUUAAUUGAACUGGCCAGCACCUGGCCCGGAGCUACUGGUUAAAGACACUAACUCCACUCCAGGAUCACCUAGCUGACCCAGCUGCUGAGGGAUGGACCCACCCUGAAUGGCUGACCAGGGGACGGACAGUCCUAAAACUGAAAGAUCCCCAGAAGGGAGCAGUCCCAUUUCCAUUUCUAAUGUUAAUCUCCGAAUAGAACCAUCAAUGAAUGGAAUCCAUCCCUUAUGACUCCAUAAAAUAAAAACAUCUGUGGCUCCAGCACCUUAAAAUCACAUUUAAAUUUAUAUAAAAUUGGGUAACCUGAAUAAUUCUUUGAUAACAGAUUCAACUGAAGAGAUUUUAAUGUUAAUUUUCAUUUUGAAAAAAAAAAAAAAAAGCAGAGAAAUAAAUGGUAAAACCCGGUGGGUAUUAGUGACGUCAUCAGACAGGGACGGCGGUGAAGAACAGGAAGAAGCGCGAGCUGGAAGCGGAUUUGUGGAUUAAAGCGUCAGAGGCAGCAACUAGUGCGGGUUUAGUACCUGAUCUGGAUUACUCGGACUCUGUCGAACUCUCCCGGACCUGGUUCUGGAAGCAGCGUCGUAGAACUUCGCUGAAAACCGCAAGAAAAGGCUGAAAAAGGCGGCUGCGAAGAGACGCGGUGACCUGGUUUCCUUGGCAACGCUCUUCCUGUCAGACGUCGCCAUAUGUCCCGUCCUGCCGUCAUGUCUUCUGUGGAAUCCAGCGGUGAUGGGGGGAAGUGGCUGGACGCCCACCAUGACCCGGUGGCUGGUCUCUACACCUUCUCGUCCUGUGUGGACCUGGCAGACCUGAGUGGAGAUGGGGAGAGCCGGCUGGUGGUCGGGGACCUGGGCACCGGCUCGUCCGGCAUGAAGCUGAAGGUGUACCGAGGUACGGCCCUGAUGAGCGAGAGUACUCUGCUGGACCUGCCCGCUGGCCUCGUGGCGUUCUUCAUGGACCUGCAUGAGCCUCGCAUCCCCGCCGUGGCCGUGGCCUCUGGACCCUGCAUCUAUGUCUACAAAAACCUGCGGCCCUUCUUCAAGUUCACGCUGCCCAGUCUGGAGGUCAACACGCUGGAGCAGGACGUGUGGCAGCAGGUGAGGGAGGGUCAGAUCGACCCCCUGACCCUCAAAGAGAUGUUGGAGAGCAUCAGGACGAAGGCCGACGUCCCGUUGUCCGUCCGCUCCCUCAGGUUCCUGUCUCUGGACGGAGACGACAUGGAUGACUUCGUGCAGCUGCACAAACAGCAGCCAAUCAGGCGGCAGACGGUCAUCACCUGCAUCGGGACUCUGAAGAAGAGCACGGCGGACGAGGACGGGGUCAGCUGUCUGGUUAUCGGCACAGAAAGCUGCGAAGUCUUCGUCCUGGACCCUGAAGCUUUCAUCAUCCUCUCCAAGAUGUCACUUCCUGCUGCUCCCACCACGAUGGACGUGACAGGUCAGUUUGACGUGGAGUUUCGCAUCACGGUGGCGUGUCGCAAUGGAAACAUCUACAUCCUGCGCAGGGAGUCGGACAAACCGAAGUACUGCAUCGAGCUGUCGUCUCACCCAGUUGGCCUGGUGAGGAUCGGGAAGAACGUGGUGGUCGGCUGCACCGAUGAGAGCCUGCAGGGCUUCACGCAGAAGGGGAAGAAGCUGUGGAGGACCGUCCUCCCUGCACCCAUCACCACCAUGGCCGCCAUGGACCUUCCUACCAGGGGCUUCCAGGCAGUUCUGGUGGGCUUGGCUAACUGUGAGGUGCAUCUGUACCGGGACAAGAACCUGCUGAGCAUCAUCAAGACGCCCGACACGGUGACCAGCAUCUGCUUCGGGCGAUACGGCCGUGAAGACGGCACCCUCAUUCUGACCACAAAGGGGGGCGGCCUGAUGGUGAAGAUCCUGAAGAGGACGGCGGUGUUUGACGAGCGGGACAACGCCCCCGGGCCUCCGCUGGCCCAGAGUGUCCGCCUCAACGUCCCCAAGAAGACCAAGCUGUAUGUGGACCAGACGCUGCGGGAGCGCGAAAGCGGCCUGGCCAUGCACCGCGCCUUCCAGAUGGACCUGAGCCGCACCCGACUGGCCGCCGCCAAGGCGUACGUGAAGGCGCUGGAGUCCAGCCUCACGCCCAUGUCCUCCAGCCUCUCCGAGCCGCUCAAGAUGAACGCCGUGGUGCAGGGCCUGGGUCCGUCCUUCAAGCUGACCCUGAACGUCCAGAACACAGCGGCGUGUCGGCCCGUAAUGAACCUGGCCGUCAGCUUCCUGUAUGACGAGAACCUGUACAGGAUGAGGAACCCGUACAUGAGGAUCCCGCUGCUGGUUCCUGGACUUAUCUACCCCAUCGAGACCUUCGUGGAGUGCACCAGCGACAGGGGCGUCGCCGACAUCAUCAAAGUGUUCGUGCUGCACGAGGGGAAGAGCUCGCCGCUGCUGACGGCGCACAUCAACAUGCCCGUCAGCGAAGGACUGAUGCUCAGCUGAUCCAUGUAGGCGUAGAACGAGCGUUCCUGGUAGGGCUCUUCCCCACGUCUCCAGUCUGACAAGCCAGAUGUCAGAGAACCGAUCCCUGAACAGUCCAGAGGAUCGGCUGUGAUCCGGAUCAGCUCCAGACUCGAUCUGUAAUGAUUAGAUAUCGUUAAGUUUCAGGCAUCAGUUAGAACGAAGUAGCGUCAUCAGUUCUGCAGACAUGUGGAGGUCCAUCACGCUGUGAUGCAUGCUGGGACGGGAGCGCCGUCGUGGCAGGACUUUCCUCGUGCUUCAUUAGAUCUGGGCUGGUUGGGCUAAACACAGAGAAAUGUGUCAGAGAGGAGGAGGAGAAAGAGGAUGGACCUCAUUAAAUCUGGUCCUCCAGCAAGUCCAGACCUGGUCCGUCUGUGGAAGUGAAUAAAUCUUUGUCUCUG
Molecule: messenger RNA, 3093 nt
Organism: Melanotaenia boesemani (Boeseman's rainbowfish)
Lineage: Eukaryota; Metazoa; Chordata; Actinopteri; Atheriniformes; Melanotaeniidae
Gene: bbs1
Product: Bardet-Biedl syndrome 1
Exons: 8
Coding region: 905-2674 (589 amino acids)
Biological process (GO): non-motile cilium assembly; protein localization to cilium
Cellular component (GO): BBSome; axoneme; centrosome
Molecular function (GO): patched binding; smoothened binding
Source: RefSeq, a predicted model, not a curated record